Mytilinidion resinicola is the source of this 759-nucleotide messenger RNA. RefSeq lists its product as uncharacterized. The record is from RefSeq and is a predicted model, not a curated record. The transcript has 2 exons. The coding region runs from base 1 to 759 and encodes 252 amino acids. Lineage: Eukaryota; Fungi; Ascomycota; Dothideomycetes; Mytilinidiales; Mytilinidiaceae.
AUGCUGACUCUCCCGGCUCAUGUCAAACGUCGCCGCGACGACGAUUCCGACUCAGCUGACGAGAGGUCCCUAAAGAGAUCGCGCAGUCGUUCCUUUUACCCAGCCGACCAGCAGCCCGCAUCGACCCAGCUCCACCAGCUGCCCCUGCGACUCUCAGAGACCCCGCCGAGGUACUAUGGCUUCCCCGACGCCAUGACACCUGCUCACUCGGAGCACUCCAGUGACGCCUCUCCUGCCUCGUUAAGCCAGGACGAUGUCGAUAUGGACGACGAUGACCUCGACAUCAUCUGCUCGCAGCCUCCAGACUCUCCUACGGCUCCCUUCUUGCGCCCCCCACGCUUGAACGCCCAGCUGUUUCAGGAGUCGAAUUCAGGAGGCCGCAUUCCUACGCCCAUACACGGCGCUUUCUAUCCCCGCUUACCAACCCGCUCUGCGAGCGACGUCAGUUCGAUGGACCUAGAAGAUCUGUCAGGGCUUCCGGUCGUUGGCAGAAAGCCGCCCGAACGAGAUCGACGCAUGCCCUCUCCCAUCAGCGAGGACGAAGCGACAGAGAGCCAGCUCUCGCGUCUCUCCGUCGGCGGCGCAGAAGAAAUGGACAUGGAAGACGCCGUGCGAUCGCCAAGCCAGACCACCAAAACUGGAAGGGCGAGAAGCGGUGCGUUUACGGACAAGCGGAAGUUCUCUAUGGGCUACCGCGACGACUGUGAUAAGUGUCGAGCGAGAGUUCCGGGCCAUUACAGUCAUUUUCUACCUGCUUAA